This is a messenger RNA of Penicillium canariense, 753 nucleotides long. Its product is annotated as BTB/POZ domain-containing protein. NCBI's taxonomy places the organism in Eukaryota, Fungi, Ascomycota, Eurotiomycetes, Eurotiales, Aspergillaceae. The coding region runs from base 1 to 753 and encodes 250 amino acids. The transcript has a single exon. The record is from RefSeq and is a predicted model, not a curated record. Gene Ontology annotation, molecular function: protein binding.
AUGCUAACCCCCAUCUCCAGCAGCCCAACACGACCCCCCACAUCACCCAUUGUAAUGCUCCGCGUCGGCCCUCAACAGCGCCUCUUCGCCGCGCACGAGUCCAUCCUCAGCGCCUCGCCCUUCUUCGCAGCCCACUGCACCACCCAAACGCCCAGCCCCCCACCCCCCUCCCACCCACACAUCACCGCACCCAGCAAACGCAUUGAGCUCCCGCACGAACAACCCGAAGUCCUCUCCUGUAUCCUCGAGUACCUCUACAAAGGCGACUACUCCCCGCGUCUCCAACACAAUCCCGCCCGCGGAACCUGGACACUCGAAGACGCCCUGCCCCCGCCCUCCUCGCCCGCUCUCUCCCCCAGCGCAGUCAUCUGGCAUCACAGCGUGAACGCCCCGAUCCUGCGCGACACAGCCGUAUACUGCGCCGCAACGAGCUACGGGCUUCCCGCGCUGGCGCGCCUGGCGCUGCGCAAGCAGGGUCUGCAGGCCGGGAUACCAGCCAGCACGAUCCUAGCCAGCGCGCGGUUCGCCUAUGCGCAUACGCCGGACACGGAGUCGCGGCUGCGGGCGCAUUAUUUGGCGCUGAUUAUUCGGUGUCGGGGGACUUUCAAGAAGAGCGGGACGAUGCAGGUUGAGAUGGAGCAGGGUGGGAAAUUGUUUUUCGAUUUGUUUGUUGCGAUGUGUAAUCAUAUGGUGAGUCUGGGGCUUGCAUGCUUAUUUCCUAUUGAAUGGGAGGCGGCGAGGGGGGGUUGCUAA